GGUUGAAAGUGGGCCUACUAGAGGUCUAGCAGCGGUUGGAACAGAAUUUAAGUGAUUUAUAUCCAUUUGUAUCUAAGUAUAUAUAAAAGUGCAUGAAUGUUUAGUGCGUUUAGGAACUUAUCCACUUACAUAGGAGUGUGUACAGUAACUUAGCAGUAACAGCGACCAUUUAGCCAGGGAUUAUGGCUCAGUCUGGGAAGCAACCGCAGGGCCGUGAAGCUUUACUGAAAUCAUACAACAAGAGACUGAAGGACGACGUUAAAUCAAUUUUGGAUAAUUUCACAGAAAUAGUGAAGCUUGGGUUGGUUGAAGAUGAGAACCAAGUUACAAGGAUGACACAAGUGGAAGAGAUUAACUUCCAGAUGCAAGUGAGAUCUGCAAAUAUUGUCAGGGCAGCAGAGUCACUAAUGAAGUUAGUCGCUGACGUCAAACAAUAUUUGAUACUGAACGACUUCCCGUCUGUGAAUGAAGCCAUCACUAGCAAUUCUCAGCUCUUCAAAGCCAAGAGCCAGGAGGCUGACCAGAAACUCAUGGCGCUACGAGAUGACAUGGCUUUCGAUCUCUACGAACUGGAGGAAGAAUUCUAUGGGUCAAUUUAUAAAGAGAAGUAAACAAAUGUUCGUGGUAAAUGUUCUCAAAUAAAAGGAAACUUUUGUA
Macrobrachium nipponense is the source of this 657-nucleotide messenger RNA. RefSeq names its product mediator of RNA polymerase II transcription subunit 22-like. Gene Ontology annotation, molecular function: transcription coregulator activity. Gene Ontology annotation, cellular component: mediator complex. The transcript has 4 exons. The record is from RefSeq and is a predicted model, not a curated record. The coding region runs from base 183 to 611 and encodes 142 amino acids. Lineage: Eukaryota; Metazoa; Arthropoda; Malacostraca; Decapoda; Palaemonidae. Gene Ontology annotation, biological process: regulation of transcription by RNA polymerase II.